CACUCCCCCACUUUUGCAUUUGUUAUUACCCAGAAGAGAUCUAGAGAGAGAGAGAGAAGAGUAGACCAGAGACAUCUAGGGAGAAAGAGGAGAUGAAGAGGGCAUCUUCCAUAUUCAUUGCCUUGUUCCUUAUCUCUGGUCUAUCUUCUUCACAUGUGAAUUCACAAACAGAUUCAUGCUCUUCUAAUCUCAACCUCAAUGGCCAAAUCCAAUUCGAUACUUCUUCCCUCAUCUGCAACUCUGUUUGGACUGCUCAAGAUUACAUCCUCAGAUAUGCACAAGCAGGACCAAGCUUGUGGAGCUUUGUUCUCUCUGCGCCAAACACAAAUGCAUACAUAGCAAUCGGAUUUUCUCCCAAUGGACAGAUGGUAGGUUCGAGUGCGAUCGUGGGGUGGAUGGGGACCGACGGUCUGGCCCAAAUCAAACAUUACUAUCUGGGAGGCCAAACGCCGAGUCAAGUGGUGCCUGAUCAAGGCAACCUAGCAAUCGUUGGAAAUUCAAGCUCCAUUGUAGCUGGAUCGUCUCGUAUAUAUAUAGCCUUCCAAUUGGCCACCGCCACGCCGGAUUCUCGGCUCGUUUACUCCAUUGGACCCACCGGAAUAUUCCCUUCAUCGCCCGGGUACCGGUUGACGGAACACAGUAAUAGUGUCUCCACUUUUUUGAAUUAUGCCACGGGUCAAAGCCAAACACAAAAAACUCCAUAUGCAAAUCUGAAGAAGAACCAUGGGAUCUUGAACAUGUUGGGAUGGGGAAUUCUAAUGCCGAUUGGGGCAAUCGUGGCUCGACACUUCAAGGAGUGGGAUCCAAUCUGGUUUUAUUCCCACAUUUCAAUCCAAUCACUAGGUUUUAUAUUGGGAAUAGCAGGUGUUAUCUGUGGCUUUGUCUUAGAACCCAAGCUCGGUGCCAAUGUCAACAAGCACAAAGGCCUCGGAACCUUCAUUCUUGUUCUUGGCUGCCUUCAGGUUAUUGCAUUUUUGGCUAGGCCUGAUAAGGCAUCAAAGUACAGAAUAUACUGGAAUUGGUAUCAUUUCACAGUUGGGAGGGUAUUGAUAUUUUUUGCAGCAGUGAAUAUAUUCUAUGGAAUUCAUUUAGGGAAGGCUGGGAGUGGAUGGAAUGCUGGCUAUGCUAUUGUGCUUGUAGGAUUGUUUGUUGUUGCGGCUAUUUUGGAGAUUAGGAAAUGUACGAGAAAAUAAAAAUCAUGUUUCAUGUUUUAUGUUUUAUUACAUAUGUAGUAGGAGUUUCAUGUUUUUCAUUCUUAUUUGUUAGUGAUAACUUUUUGCAAAUGCCAAUCUCUCCUUUUUAUUUUU
Camellia sinensis is the source of this 1307-nucleotide messenger RNA. RefSeq names its product Cytochrome b561/ferric reductase transmembrane with DOMON related domain-containing protein. Lineage: Eukaryota; Viridiplantae; Streptophyta; Magnoliopsida; Ericales; Theaceae. The record is from RefSeq and is a predicted model, not a curated record.